UGUAGCCCUAUGACUUUGUUUCAGGAAGUGAACUUUGUCCUCGUUUGCCUCUCACAUAAAGGAACUUUAUGAAGCAAUUUCAGCCUCUUGAUUCACAUAUAGACCAAUAUCAGAUGUGAUUACAAUGGUGCGCGCAGCAGUUUGCCACGUCUUGAUUCCAUUUGGCCUGUGCAUCGUUUUAGCGAACAGUGCAUUAUUUGACAACGUUCUGGUGGAUCUGAGCUAUGAUCACUACGCAGAGAAAAGAGUUGAAUGGCUCCCUGCUUUUCUGGCUAUGCCGUUUAACUGCCUGGUCAACUUGGGGUACAUAAUCAUGGGCACUUUUUGGCUCCUUAAACACAUACAACCUCGCGACAGCAAGGAAUGCUAUUUCAAAGACGUGUUUGCCCUAAUGGCCAUUUUGUAUGGACCUGUACAAUGGAUUCGUCUUUCGUCUUUGUCACGGACCCCGGCUGUUCUGGACCAGUGGUUUACACUACCCAUUUUCGCGUGGGUUCCGAUCUGGGCUCAUUUUACACAGCACGGUUGGAGUCCACGAUAUGUGCUGCUCGCCGAGUCCAUUUCCAUCCUUAGCUACACACUAGCACUAUUUCACGACCUAGGAUUUGAGGCUGCUUUGGCGUGUCAUGUCUCUGUUGCUGUAUUUACAGGCGCCAGGAUUCAAAGAAGUCACGGAAACGCAACUUCAUUGCGCUACCUAGUGCUUGCAGUACUGUCAUGCAGCGGGUUCGUCGUGUUGAAACUUUGCGAUCUUAGUCUGGCACAGCACUGGUUGUUUCAAAAUCUUACCGGACACUUUUGGUCAAAAAUAUGUGACAUUCUUCAAUUCCAUUUUAGCUUCUGUUUUCUUACCUGCCUCAAUCAAAAAGGACAGAAAAGGGCAUAGCCUAGAUAAAUGGCUUACAUCAUGCUGACAUUGUAGAUAGCCUAUGGCGGAAAAACACUUUGUCAAAGCAGCAGUUUGUUAGUUCAUUUAUUUUGGACAAGCCAUUAAAAGAAUAUUUUCAGACAAA
Alosa sapidissima (American shad) is the source of this 1013-nucleotide messenger RNA. RefSeq names its product transmembrane protein 187 (gene tmem187). The coding region runs from base 125 to 886 and encodes 253 amino acids. Gene Ontology annotation, cellular component: transport vesicle. The record is from RefSeq and is a predicted model, not a curated record. Lineage: Eukaryota; Metazoa; Chordata; Actinopteri; Clupeiformes; Clupeidae. The transcript has a single exon.